This is a messenger RNA of Arthroderma uncinatum, 1092 nucleotides long. RefSeq names its product LysM domain-containing protein. NCBI's taxonomy places the organism in Eukaryota, Fungi, Ascomycota, Eurotiomycetes, Onygenales, Arthrodermataceae. The transcript has 2 exons. The coding region runs from base 1 to 1092 and encodes 363 amino acids. The record is from RefSeq and is a predicted model, not a curated record.
AUGUUCUUUCCGAGACUCACUCCUGCGCUGAUUCUCAGUGCUACUGUCGCCAAUGGAUAUUUGGUUCCAAGGCAGAACGGCCCAGUCGACCCGGGCACUGCGCCAGACUGCAGGCUGUACGACGAUGCCUUGGAUAUCACAUAUAAUUGUGCAUACUUCGAACAGACGUGGGGGGUCAGCCAUGCGGACUUCGUGUAUUGGAAUCCAAUUGUGAAAGACGAUUGCAGUGGGAUCAGGACCGGCAACUCCUAUUGCAUCGAUGCAAAGAAAGGAGCUCCAGGAACAUCAUCCCCUCCGGGAACCACAACAGCUCCUUCAAGCACAACUGCUGCUCCAGGAACCACGACUACUUCAACGCCUACUCAACCCACUCCGACGGCAAACCCGACGCCAUCGCCAAUCCAGGAUGGCAUGGUAAACACAUGCGCGAGGUUCUAUCAAGCCGUCAGCGGAGAUACCUGUGACAAGAUUGCCGUCAAAUUUGGGACCUUCACUCUGAAAGACUUCGUCACUUGGAACCCCGCCGUCAAUGACGAUUGCUCGUCGCUCUGGGCGGGAUAUUACUACUGUGUAGGUGUUCCAGGGACACCUACAGUUCCUCCCACCACAACGAUGUCUCCCACCACCACCGCCCCAACCGGGCCAUCCCCGACGCAGGGAGGCAUCAUCGCAACGUGCAACCGGUGGCACAAAGCUGAGUCUGGGGACAAUUGUUUGAAAAUUGUUGACAAGUACGGCGCCUUUUCGUUGGCAAUGUUCCAGAGCUGGAACCCAGCAGUUGGUCCCGACUGUAGCGCGCUUUGGGCGGGAUUUUACUAUUGUAUCGGCGUUCCAGGAACUCCCACUCAACCUACAUCUACAUCACGGCCUCCCACGAUAACUGCUCCCUCGGGACCCUCGCCAACCCAGCCCGGUAUCAUCAGUACGUGCAACAGAUUCCACAAGGCGGUUUCCGGAGACACAUGCUAUGUCAUCGCCAGUAAGUACGGAACUUUCACUGUGGAGCAGCUCAUCCAGUGGAAUCCCGCUGUGAAUUCGGAUUGCUCUGCCCUCAUCCUAGGUUACUAUUACUGCAUCGGUAAGAUUACAUAA